Panonychus citri (citrus red mite) is the source of this 525-nucleotide messenger RNA. Its product is annotated as sorting nexin-24-like. Gene Ontology annotation, molecular function: phosphatidylinositol phosphate binding. Bases 1 to 525 code for a protein of 174 amino acids. The record is from RefSeq and is a predicted model, not a curated record. NCBI's taxonomy places the organism in Eukaryota, Metazoa, Arthropoda, Arachnida, Trombidiformes, Tetranychidae. The transcript has a single exon.
AUGGUUAAAUUAUUUAUUCCUUGUCAUGAGAAUCGGCGAUCACCAACUGGACAAUUGUAUACUGUUUAUCGUAUUGAGGUUUACCAUGAUGGAUGUUGGAAUAGGAUUGAAAAAAGAUACAACGAUUUUUAUCAAUUACACAAGGAGAUGAAGAAAAUUUGUUCCACACCCAAGUUUCCACCGAAAAAGAUGAUGAGAAAUCUAAGUAAUACCGUUAUUGAAGAGAGAAGAAGCCAAUUGGAAAAUUAUCUUCAACAACUAAUAAGAAACGAAUCGACCCAACCCAAUAUUUUCCAAUUCCUUAGCUUAUCUCAAGUGGAAACUAAAUCAAACUCUCAAUGGAACCAAAUAAGACCCCUGUCAAUGAUUGCAUUUUCAAAUGAUCUAUUAAAUAGUCCAGACGAUGAUGAUGGAUUAGAAGGAUCAUCUCCAUCAUCUUUGCCCGAUAUCGUACUUAAAGGAGCACUGGAAGCAUUUUAUUCCAACAACAAUGAACAAUUUAGGCAUAGAAUUGACCACAAUUAA